GCAGCAGCUGUGUUAGUAUGUAAUCUUACACGAGUUGGAUGCACCACUUGAGGGUUACAGAGGAGGAAGGUAGCAGCAUUCAUGGAUAUUGUGGACACUUUUAACCAUCUAAUACCGAGUGACCAGUUGGAUGACUCGCUGAUAGUUGGUCAGAAUCUGGAAUGUGAAGCCAAUAAUGAAUUUUGUCCAGGAAUUCCACUUGAAGAUUCACUGAAAAACAUGCUUAGUGAUAAAGAUCCUAUGUUUGGGUCUGCAAGUUCACAAUUUAAUCUAUUGGACAGCGAAGAUCCUGCUUUUCAAAUUGCUGGUCUUGAUGGUGGUACCAUGUCUUCAGGGCUUAGCAGUGAAGUAACAGUUGCAGAAACUCCACCUGUCAAACGGCCUGUUGGCCGGCCCAGGAAACGUCCUUGUCAUGUAGAAAAUGAAUGUGCAGCCAACAAUGCCUCACAACCAAAUCAGACGGAUGUCGCUACUGUACGCAGAAGGCCAGGCAGGCCUAGAAAGCAGCCCAUUGCCUUGGAUAACUCAUUUACGAUUGACAAAGGAGUGACAGGUGUCAAGUUAAAACAAGAACUAAUUAAUGGUGGACGCAUCAACAUAAAUGAUUGUGAAGGUGCAUUAUGGCUACAACCCAAUGUUAUUUUGAGAAAACUGACCGUAACUAUUGGCGGAUUUAGGAUUGAGCUACUUCCAGGACCUGGAUAUACUCAGACUGUGCAUGACAGCUUUGAGGAUAGCAUGGCUUACAGUGGGGACAUCGGAUUUACAGUGUUGCAGGAUGCUACUCUUGAUAUACAAUCACAUUUAACAGACAAUAUACAAGCAAUAGACAUUGUAAAAAGUUGUGUGGAUGAUGCAGCUCUUGGGCUGGGCCCCUAUGUAAAUCCUAAUGAAGUGCAAACUGCCAAUGGGACAUUACAAGGCACUCAGUGUGAAGCAGAUGCCAAACUGGACAAUCAUGCUGGAAAGCAAACAAACGACAAUGAGCAAAAAGAGACUGCUGAACCACAACAAAAGGUUAAUGACAAAACGAGUAACAACAUUGAGAAAAGUCCAGACAAACCACACCCAUAUCCGCUCAAGUUACACAAGCCAAAGCAAGACCUUGCUUCCAUUAAGAAUAAAAAAAUGGUUUCAGGUCUGCAACACACCAUCACCAAGAAACCCAAGCCAUUGCAAAACACACAACCAAAACUCUUAAACAGAGAUGAAAAACAUGUCACAAACAUUGUUAAAGACAAAAAGGGUAUUGUGUCUUUAAAAAGGCCCAUUGAAAAUGCUCAAAGUGGUCAUCACAAUAAGGUCCAAAAGACUCAAGUAAUGGCAGACGUUAAAGUCAAGCCAAAGCUGCCCACUUCACCAAUGGCUUUAGUGAAAAAGAACUCAGUCUCUGGCCAUCGAGAACAACAUGGACCCAGCAAACCAACCCCUCCACAGAACAAAGUUGAGAGCAUGCAUCCAACUCACAGUCGCCCUGGCCAAUCUGUAAAGUCACCUGAGGCGUCUGGACCUGAAAAGCUUAAAGUAAAAAAGCCAGAGAAGCUAGUUCAUAAACAGAGAAGUAGGACCAUCUCAAUAGAGGAGCCGGAGCUGUUCAUCCCAGAUAAUGCACCUGUGAAAAAAGAAAGUUCUGAGGAGCCACCUGUCGCCAACAGUGAGGCACAAUGGGAUGGGUGCAAUUCUUGUGGACUGUGCAAGAAGCCGCAUAACAACAUGUUUAUGGUGGGGUGUGGUCGCUGUGACGAUUGGUUCCAUGGCGACUGUGUGGGUCUGGAUUUGAUAAAAGUUCGAGAGAUGGAGGAGGAAGACCAGAUGUAUGUGUGCCUGAAGUGCUGUGAAGAAGAGAGCAAGAAAGCAGAGCCUGAGCCUCCAGGUGCACUCAAACCUGAAGUUAAAAAUGAAGUCCAGGAUCCUAAGAUGUCCCCCACCAAACCUAGAGCUGGGCCCUCCCAGAGUGUCCCAUCAGGGGGGAUCCCUGCUGUAAGAAAGGAGCCUGAUCGCCGGCAGUCCAUAGACCACAAACCUGCCAUUUAUUCAAAACAAGAUGUCAAAAGCAAACCUUCCUCAUCCUCGAAGAAGCCUGUGUCUGUGGAACAAAUCAGGCGAAGUGUGCGCGAUUCCUUAAAAGAAAUUCUCACACAGAGGUUGAAAGAGUCCAACUUAAACGUCAGUGUGGAGAAGGCGCAUGAAAUUGCCAAGAAAACGGAACGCGAGUUGUUUCACUUGUACAAAGACACUGACAGCAAAUACAAAAAUAAGUACAGAAGUCUAACGUUCAACCUUAAGGAUACUAAAAACAAUGUUCUGUUCAAGAAAGUUCUCAAGGGUGAAAUUUCUCCUAGCAACCUCAUUCGAAUGAGUCCUGAAGAAUUAGCCUCAAAGGAGUUGGCUGCUUGGCGACAAAGAGAAAAUCGACAUACAAUUGAAAUGAUUGAGAAGGAGCAAAGGGAGGCAGAGAGGCGGCCGAUCACAAAGAUCACGCACAAAGGUGAAAUUGAAAUCGAGAGCCUUGAACCAGUGAAGGCACCCGAGACGGUUGAGCCUGUGCUGCCUCCCAAAGCCCCGCCUGUGCCCUUACCAGAGCCAGUAGUAACACCAGAAAAGAAAGAAGAGAUUGGCCCACUUGAGAAGGAUACCACAGCACAACACAAGUCACACUUAUUUGACCUGCACUGCAAAAUCUGCACUGGUCGUAUGGCACCCCCGGUGGAAGAGGCUCCAACUAAAGUGGUCAAAGUCGCUACUACGGUUAUUAGGAGACAGUCCACUAAAGCAGAAGAAACUAAGAAUACCACCACCCCACCUCCUAUUGACGAUGACCUGCACCUUAGUGUGCUGGAGGAGAGUCUUCAGAAUGCAAAGUCGGGCUACAGCACAAAGCUGGACACUUCUGCAACAAAGGAUGAAACUGGUACUUUCCUGGCUGGCUUAAAGUCCUUGUGGCGUGGAUUUCUUCAUAUGGCCUCUGUAGCUAAACUUGUAACCAAGGCCUUUCCAGUUUCUGGCAUUUUAGACCAUUUGACUGAAGAUCUACCCGAUAGUAUUCAAAUUGGUGGGAGGAUUGGUCCACAGAUCGUGUGGGAUUAUUUGGAGAAGAUUCGGGCAACUGGAACCAAAGAGGUGUGCUUGAUCCGAUUCUCUCCUGAGACUGAAGAAGAUGAGAUCUCCUACACUUUGCUCUAUGCCUACUUUAGCAGCCGUAAACGCUUUGGUGUGGUGUCAAACAACUUAAAACAAGUGAAGGAUAUGUACAUCAUUCCUUUGGGUGCUACUGAAAAAGUGCCACAUCAGCUCGUACCAUUUGACGGACCAGGCUUGGAGAACAACCGUCCAAAUCUUCUUCUUGGACUCAUAAUACGCCAGAGACCAAAGAGAGAUUAUAUUUCUGUGGAAAGUGAAACAAGGCCUGCUCCAGAAGUUAAGCACAGUACAGUGUCAUUAAAAGAAACCAAAUCAUCACAAGAGGAGGAUGAGCAGUUGUACCUCUCCAGUUUGACCCGCCCACUCAGAAAAGAGAAGGACAAACCACUUGACACUACUGAAAAUGCAGAAGAGGAAGAUGAGCCAUUGGCAUUUGAAGACCCUCCUGCUUCAGAGGAGGGGAACAAUCAGGGAGCCAAAAAGCCACGCUUUCUACCAGGUGUUCUGCUUGGCUGGGGUGGGAUACUGCCUCCACUGCCAGAUGUUUUUGGGAAAUCUUCACCAUCAGCAGCUGCAGAUGAUUCAAAGAAGACACCCACCCAGGCUGCAAAAACAGAGACAUCAGCAUCUGGAAACUCCCUCAAAAGUCCCACAUCUGUUACGCCACGUGAUCGCUUCCUCAUCAAGAAGAAAGAUGUGAAAACUGCUAAAGUUGAGCCCGAGCCGCCCAAACCCACUGAUGCAGCCAAAAGUGUCCCAUCAACAGAUACAACGGUGGCCGUUAUUCAGAAUUCAACCAUCACUUUGAAAGAUAAGCCUCCAGACGUGUCCACUGAAGUGUUCCUGGCCAGAUUGUCCACAGAGCAAAGCAGUGUGGCCAAAGGGGAUGCUGCUGUUGUUGUGAAUGAGGUUAAUAAAACUACAAAUGCAGAAUCGCAAAAUCCCACAACUACAGCAGAUGGCGCUAAACCGCUUAGUGGUAUAUUGAAAAAAUCUUCAGCAUAUUCUACUAGUGCAAAUGAAGGUACAAAUGAGGUGCUACCAACUGAAAAAGCUGACAAUGCUCAAAGUCAUAAAACUGUUUGUGAUGUGGUUGAAAGUGACCCGGUAAUGUCAGUUGUUUCCCCAACACCAGUGAAAGUACACGAGCAAACUACAACACACACAAGUGGUAAAGAUUCUGUUUCAAAGGACGAUAUUGAUUAUCUAAAUCCAUUUAUAGUACAGAAACUAGUGACAGAAAUACCACUGCUCGAACCGGACUCCAGAGUAACAGAGCCUGUUGACCACCACACCAGUGAUGCAACUCUCCCAGAGGAGCCUCCAGUUUCAGGCAGCUACGAUUACCCAUUAGCCACAGCGGGUUUGUCCACUGCAGAAUCCCAAGAGCGCAACUCCAGUGCAACGCUGUCUUCAGAGGACUCGUCCGGACAGUCCAAGGAGUACAAACGCAUUGAAGUCCGCUACACCGACCAUGAUCGGCGCCAUCACAGGGACUCGCAUCACGGGAAGAAGAGUCGACAUCACGACCGGGAACGGGAGAAGUACGAUCGUAACCACGACGACAAGUACAGGGACCGGAGCCGUCACCAUGGACACUCGGACGAUCGGCAUAGUGAGAAGAGGAAAGACAGGCACCACAGUGAAGACUACAGACACAAGGACAAGGACAAGCACAGGCACAGACGGGACUCUGAUUAUGAAAAUGGUCGACGAAGUUCAAGGGACAGCUACUCUUAAUUAUUUUGUGUUUUUAAAAUGACUGAAAUGCUUUGCUCAGAGAUGGCUCAACAUUUUAUUUGGUGAUUUACCUUUUAAAAAGUUUUUUGUAAUUGGCAGUACAGCCAAAAUGAGAUAUUACUUCAAACAUUUUCAGAAAUGCCCUUUUAAGAUCCCAAAUGUUCAGUUUUGAAAGAAAUGGUCAGGUUUUUAACAUUUCUAUUGUAUAUAGGUUCAUACUGAGCUGUUGUGCAAAAAACUAUACAUCACUUCCAGACUGAUGGCAACAUGUGGACCACUUUAUUCAUACUCAGUUAUCUGGCAUUAAUGUUACAACACUUAAAGCUUUGCUUUGAUUCAGAUUUUGUUUUAAAUAUUUUUAAAUAUCUUUAUAAAGACAUGUACAUUUUGGCUUGUAAAAUACAUGAGGAAUGAAGUGUCCUUUGCACUGUCUGUCUAUGUACAGUUCGUAAUAAAGCUAAUCCUUUUUUAUUGUCAGGCAUAAAAAUAUUUCACAAAUAUUAGAUCAUUGUAUUUUGUUAAACAUAGGUUAUUUAAUUUAUCCCCAAAGUUUAUUUUUUGUAACUAAGAAAAACGAUUCACAUAAAAAUGUCAUAUUUCACUCAACUUAACUGCAGCCAACACAUUUUCUUUAUUGACAAUAAACUCUAAUGGUGCCAGCUUUA
Molecule: messenger RNA, 5546 nt
Organism: Periophthalmus magnuspinnatus
Lineage: Eukaryota; Metazoa; Chordata; Actinopteri; Gobiiformes; Gobiidae
Gene: phf3
Product: PHD finger protein 3
Exons: 16
Coding region: 82-4881 (1599 amino acids)
Biological process (GO): DNA-templated transcription
Cellular component (GO): nucleus
Source: RefSeq, a predicted model, not a curated record